AUGACCGCCGUCUCGCGUCUGGCCUUCCAGCUAGCCGUGCGCCCGCCGCUUUCCUCCUCCCUGCUGCAUCAACGCGCGCUGCCCACCUGCCGCCGGCCAGCCGCGCCACGCCGGCGCCACGGCACGCGGCGCCAAGCGCCGUCUGCGAGCUACGGCACGGAGGGGGACGCGCAGGCGUGGUCGGGUUUCCGCACGUCGGGCAUCCGUCCGAAGCAGAGCCUGGGGCAGAACUUCCUGCGCGACGGCAACAUGGUCUCGCGCAUUGUGCAGUCGUUCGGCGCGGCCGUGGACGAGCUCUGCCCGGACGCGCACGUGGUCGAGGUCGGGCCGGGGCUCGGCGCGUUGACCACGCGGCUGGUCGAGCGCUACCCGGACAUGCUCGCGAUCGAGAUCGACCGCCGCGCAGUGCAGUACCUGCACGAGAACUUUGACGGCCUCGCCGUGCGGCACGGCGACGUGCUGGAGACGGACUGGCCCGGCGUGGCGGCCGAGGUGGCGAAGCCGCUCGCGGUUAUUGGCAACUUGCCGUAUAAUAUCGUGUCGCAGAUCCUGUUCUCGCUGCUCGAGGCGCCCAGCGGCACCAUCGGGGUGGCGGUCGUUAUGAUGCAGAAGGAGGUGGCCGAGCGCAUCGCCGCCAAGACGAGGACGAAGGCGUACGGGAUUUUGUCCGUGGUAGCGCAGCUGUACGCCAAGCCGAGGAUGCUGUUCAAGGUGCCGAAUACGGUGUUUUAUCCGCAGCCGGACGUGACGUCGGCGCUGGUGCAGUUUGAGUUUCAGCUGGACGAGUGCUUGGAUGUGAGGAAUACCACGCUGACGAGGGGGUUGCGCACUGUUGUUAGGACCGCGUUCAACCAGAGGAGGAAGGUUCUCCGCAAUUCGCUCAGGACGCUGUGCGAGGAGAAGGGCGUGCAGUUGCCGGACAAGUGGGCGCGGAAGAGGGCAGAGGAGGUGCCGCCACCAGAGUUUGUGGAAAUGACAAGGUUUCUGUUUGAGAAGGAACUGGAGACGCCCGAGUUGGUGCCGCUCUCGGAUAGACCGACGACUGUGUGGCGGUAGCCUGGUCCUCUCUGGAGCUCUAGGCGUUUUGCAAAUCUAUAUAGUAAAGGUCUUGGCGCUGCAAAUCAACGAGUGAGUGUUCACUUCUUAAA
Molecule: messenger RNA, 1148 nt
Organism: Chondrus crispus (carragheen)
Lineage: Eukaryota; Rhodophyta; Florideophyceae; Gigartinales; Gigartinaceae
Exons: 2
Coding region: 1-1056 (351 amino acids)
Biological process (GO): rRNA methylation
Cellular component (GO): mitochondrial matrix
Molecular function (GO): rRNA (adenine-N6,N6-)-dimethyltransferase activity
Source: RefSeq, a predicted model, not a curated record